UCCGGCAGUAGCACCAAACCUGGAAGCCAACAGAUUCCUCAGGGUAACCGGUCAAGCUCUCCUGAGGACUCAAACAUUCUGAGCCAGAAAAGCAGGGGGUCUGGCAACAUGGACCCUGUGCUAAUGACCAGCAUCAAUGGCGAGAAGCCCCAGGAGCCAGGUCCCAGUGGGACCCCAGCUAAAAGAACCCUGCCCUUCAAGAGGGGCGUGAGGAAGGGUGAUGUGCUGUUGAUGGUGGCCAAAUUGGAUCCCGAAUCAGCUAAGCCAGAACAGAGGACCCACCCCCAGGACUCCCCCACCUGUAGGACUGCACCCCCAGCCACAGACCCUGGAGGGGAAAAGAAAGUGGAGACCCCAGGAACUCUUUGUGGCCACCAGGCCAGCACUGAGGAGCCAGACCCGAAGGCUGAAAAGACCCUGACUGGGAGUCUUGGGGGCCCAGGUCAAGGAAAUGUGUCACUGCCAAAAGGCGAGACGGGUCAAAGCUCAGUGGGAAAGGGGGGCAGGGCCCCCCAGACCAAAGGACUUAAAGGGGGUGAGGCCCAGGGGAAUGAGGGCCAGGGGACCAGGUCCCAAGACCAAGGGCCAGGUGAGGGAGGGCAACCAGGGACAGUGGAGAAGAAGGAAGGGGACCCCCAAAACAAGAUGGAAAAGGGGGGUCUCUCCAAGGAUGCAGGGGUUGAAGGGAAGCGAGUUGGGGCUCAAAUCCAGGUGAGAAAGUGGGGAGGUUCCCUGGGCAGAAAGGGCAAGUGGGGCGAUCCCCAGAGUAAGAAGGACAAAGAAGGUGAGCUCCUGAGGAAGGAGAAGGCAGGUGAGCCUCUGAUCAAGCCUGAGAAGAUGGGCAAAGUGCAGGAGAAGGUAGGGAAGCCCCUGAGUAUGACUGAGAAAGCAGCUGAGCCUCAGAGUACGACUGAGAAGGCAGGUGAACCCCAGAUUAAGAUAGAAAAGGCGGGGCAACCUCAGAGUAAGUCUGGGGAAGCAGGUGACACUCUGGAUAAGACAGAGAAGGGCUGUACAGCCCCAAAGGAGGUGGAUAUAAGCGGGAAGUUGGCAGUGGCAGCUGGGAAGGAGAACGGGCCAGAAAUCAGAAGGCAAAAAGCAGAGGGGCCCAGCCCAAGAGCAGACAUUGGGCCCAAGGCCCUGGAGACGGAGCUGGAAGGACCUGGACCUGGUUUGGAGAACCAUGUGGAACGGCCUCAGACACAGGAGCAGAACCAAGAGGGGCCAUCCCUGCAGGAGGGGGACACAAGAGGCCACAGCAGAGACUUGGACCAGGCCCCUGAGGACAGAUGGUACGAGGCAGAGAAGGUCUGGCUGGUUCAGAAGGACGGAUUUACUCUUGCAACCGUGCUGAAGCCAGAUGAAGGAACAGCCGACCUGCCGGCAGGAAGGGUGCGACUUCGCAUCGAUGUAGACAAAACCAUCACAGAGGUGGAUGAGGAGCACGUUCACCGGGCCAACCCUCCCGAGCUGGACCAGGCUGAGGACUUGGCCACCCUCAUCAGUGUGAAUGAAUCCAGUGUCCUGAACACGCUUCUGCACCGCUGCCGAGCUCAGCUGCCACACACCUGUGCAGGGCCUGAUCUGAUCGUCCUCCAGCCCUGGGGACCCGUGGCACCCUCUGCAGGGAAGGUGCCCUGGUGCCGCUGGGAUGGUCUGCCUGCCCACAUCAACUCCCUGGCCCAGCGGGCGUACUGGGAGCUGCUGAGCCAUCGGAGAGACCAGAGCAUCGUGGCCCUGGGACGGAGUGGCGCUGGGAAGACCACCUGCUGUGAGCAGGUCCUGGAGCACCUGGUGGGGCUGGCAGGCAGUGUGGAUGGCACGGUCUCAGUGGAGAAGAUCCGCGCCACUUUCACUGUGCUCCGGGCUUUCGGCUCCAUGUCCACGGGCCACAGCCGCAGCGCCACCCGGUUCACCAUGGUGAUGUCGCUGGACUUCAGCGCCACAGGCCGUGUCACAGCCGCUCAGCUCCAGACAAUGCUUUUGGAAAAGAGCCGUGUGGCGCGGCAGCCAGAAGGGGAAGGCAACUUUGAGAUUUUCUCCCAGAUGCUAGCUGGAUUGGACCUGGAUCUCAGGACGGAGCUGUACCUGCACCAGAUGAGAGACAGCACCUCCUUUGGCAUGGGCGUGUGGUCCAAGCCUGAAGACAAGCAGAAGGCGGCGGCUGCCUUUGCCCAGCUCCAGGGUGCCAUGGAGACACUGGGCAUCUCAGGAAGUGAGCAGCGAGCCAUUUGGCGGGUGCUGGCAGCCAUCUACCACCUGGGCGCGGCGGGGGCCUGUAAAGUGGGCCGAAAGCAGUUCAUGCGGUUUGAGUGGGCAAACCGUGCAGCCGAGGUGCUGGGCUGUGAGUACGAGGAGCUGAACAGGGCCACCUUCAAGCAUCACCUGCAGCAGAUCAUUGAGCAAGUGAAGUCUGGGUUGAGUCGACGUGGCCUUGAGGAUGAGGAGACAAGUUCAGGGCUCAAGAUGACAGGUGUUGAGUGUGUGGAGGGGAUGGCCUCGGGCCUGUACCAGGAGGUCUUUGCUGCCGUGGUCUCACUCAUCAACAGAUCCUUCUCCUCCCACCACCUCUCCAUGGCCUCCAUCAUGGUGGUGGACUCGCCAGGCUUUCAGAACCCCCGGCACCAGGGCAAGGACCGUGCGGCCACCUUUGAGGAGCUGUGCCACAAUUACACCCACGAGCGCUUGCAGCUGCUUUUUUACCAGCGGACCUUCGUCUCCACGCUGGAGCGAUACCGGGAGGAAAGUGUUCCUGUGCAAUUUGAUCUUCCGGAACCAUCUCCAGGGACCACGGUGGCAGUCGUAGAUCAGAACCCCUCUCAGGUCCGCUUACCAGCUGGAGGUCGUGCUGAAGACAAGGGCCUUUUCUGGGUCCUGGAUGAAGAGGUCCGGGUGGAGGGCUCCAGCGAUAACGUGGUUCUUGAGCGUCUGUGUGCGGCCUUUGAGAAGAAAGGAACUGGGGCUGAAGAGUCCUCUGCCCUGCGCGCUUGUGAGCAGCCUCUCCAGUGUGAGAUUUUCCACCAGCUGGGACAGGACCCUGUGCGCUACGACCUCACCGGCUGGAUCCACAGGGCCAAGCCCAACCUUUCAGCCCUGGACGCCCCCCAAGUCCUACAUCAGUCAAAAAGAGAGGAGCUACAGAGCCUGUUCCAGACCCGGGCCAAGCUGCCCCCCAUCUGCCAGGCUGUGGCAGGCCUGGAGGGCACCUCCCAGCAGGCCUUACAGCGGAUCUGCGCCAUGAGGAAGACGUUUGCCAGCAGCUUGGCUGCAGUGAAGAGAAAGGCUGUGUGCACCCAGAUCAAGCUGCAGAUGGAUGCACUGACCAGCCUGAUCAGACGGUCUCAGUUACAUUUCAUCCACUGCCUGGUGCCCAACCCAGUGGUGGAAAGCAGGGGCAGGCAGGGGUCUCUGACUCCACCCCAUCUUGGGGUAGACAAGCCCAGAGCUGGUGGGCCCCAGGCCCCAGACAUCCCAGCACUGAGGGUCCAGCUCGCGGGGUUCCAUAUCCUGGAGGCACUUCGUCUGCACAGGACAGGCUAUGCUGACCAUAUGGGCCUCACUCAGUUCCGCCGGCAGUUCCAGGCCCUGGACCCUCCACUCAUGAGGUCACUCAUGUCAGCCUCCGAGGGAACAGACGAGAGGAAGGCUGUGGAGGACCUCCUGCAGACCCUGGAUCUGGAGAAGAAGGCAGUGGCCGUGGGGCACAGUCAAGUUUUCCUCAAGGCGGGUGUGGUCUCCAGGCUUGAGAAGCAGCGGGAGAAGCUGGUGUCUCAGACCAUCAUGCUCUUUCAGGCAGUCUGUAAGGGCUUCCUGUCUCGCCAGGAAUUCAAAAAGCAUAAGCUUCGCCGCCUGGCUGCCCAGUGCAUCCAGAAGAACGUGGCGGUGUUCCUAGCAGUCAAGGACUGGCCGUGGUGGCGGCUCCUCAGUUCCCUCCGGCCCCUGCUGAGUGCUACCAUCGGGGAGGAGCAGCUCCGAGCCAAAGAGGAGGAGCUUACAAUGCUGAGACAGAAGCUAGACAAAUCAGAGAAGUCGCGGAAUGAACUCCGGCAGAAUGCAGACCUGUUAGAGAGCAAGAUUGCUGACUUGACGACAGAGCUCGCUGAUGAGCGCUUCAAAGGUGACGUGGCCUGCCAGGCUCUGGAGAGCGAGCGGGCAGAGCGGCUGCGGGCCUUCCGGGAAGUCCAGGAGCUGAAGAGCAAGUAUGAGCAAGUACAGAAGAAUUUGGGAGAAGUGGAGAAGAAGUUGGAAGAAGCCCAGCAGAAAAUUCAGUUAAAUGACUUGGCAAGAAGUCACACUGGAGGAGCUGACGAAUGGCAAAUGCGCUUCGACUGUGCACAGAUGGAAAACGAGUUCCUCAGAAAGCGUCUACAGCAAUGUGAGGAGAGGCUGGACUCAGAGAUUACAUCCAGGAAAGAACUGGAACAGAAGCUUGGGGAGCUGCAAAGUGCUUACGAGGGGGCCAAGAAGAUGGCUAACCAGCUAAAGAGGAAGUGCCACCAUCUGACCUGUGACCUGGAGGACACCCGUGUCCUGCUUGAGAACCAGCAAAGCCGAAACCACGAGCUAGAGAAGAAGCAGAAAAAGUUUGAUAUGCAGCUGACCCAGGCCUUGGGUGAGUCUGUGUUUGAGAAGGGUCUCCGGGAAAAAGUAACCCAGGAGAACACCAGCGUCCGGUGGGAGCUAGGCAAGCUUCAGCAGCAGUUGGAGCAAAAGGAGCAGGUCACCUUGCAGCUGAAGCAGGAGGUGGAGAGGCUACAGGCCCAUAAACAGGAGCUGCUGAGGUCUCCCUCAAUGGGGCAAAAUGGCGUUGCUGAUUUAAAGGAGAGGCUUUGGAAGAUGGAAUCCAGUGCCCUCGAGCAACAGAAAAUCCAGAACCAGCAGGAAAACACCAUCAAGCAGCUGGAGCAGCUUCGUCAGCGGUUUGAGCUGGAGAUUGAGCGGAUGAAGCAGAUGCACCAGAAGGACCGCGAGGACCAGGAGGAGGAGCUGGAGGACAUCCGCCAGUCCUGCCAGAAGCGGCUCCGUCAGCUGGAAAUGCAGCUAGAGCAAGAAUAUGAGGAGAAGCAGAUGGUCCUCCAUGAGAAGCAAGACUUGGAAGGCUUGAUUGGAACCCUCUGUGAUCAGAUUGGCCAUCGGGACUUUGACGUGGAGAAGCGUCUUCGGAGGGAUCUCAGGAGGACCCACGCGCUCUUGUCAGACGUGCAGCUCCUUCUUGGGACCAUGGAGGACGCUAAGACGUCAGUCAGCAAGGAGGAACUAGAGAAAGUGCACAGCCAGCUGGAACAGAGUGAAGCCAAGUGUGAGGAUGCCUUGAAGACCCAGAAGGCGCUGACUGCAGACCUGGAGAGCAUGCACAGCGAGCUGGAGAACAUGACCCGGAACAAGAGCCUGGUGGAUGAGCAGCUGCACCGGCUGCAGUUUGAGAAGGCAGACCUCCUGAAGCGCAUUGACGAGGACCAGGAUGACCUGAAUGACCUCAUGCAGAAGCACAAGGACCUCAUUGCCCAGUCUGCUGCUGACAUUGGGCAGAUCCAAGAAAUGCAGCUACAGCUGGAGGAAGCCAAUAAGGAGAAGCACAAGCUUCAAGAACAACUUCAGGUGGCUCAGACGCACAUCGAGUACCUAGAGCAGUCCACAGUGGAUAGAGCCAUCGUCAGCAGGCAGGAGGCGAUCAUCUGUGACCUGGAGAACAAGACAGAGUUCCAGAAAGUCCAGAUUAAGAGAUUUGAGGUCCUGGUGAUCCGGCUCCGAGACAGCCUGAUCAAGACGGGCGAGGAGCUCUCGCGGGCGGCGGCCUCCGAGUCCCAGCAGCGAGAGAGCAGCCAGUACUACCAGCGGCGCGUGGAGGAGCUGAAGGCCGACAUGGAGGAGCUAGUGCAGCGGGAGGCAGAGGCCAGCCGGCGCUGCAUGGAGCUGGAGAAGUAUGUGGAGGAGCUCUCAGCAGUGAGGCAGACCCUCCAGACAGACCUUGAGACGUCCAUCAGAAGGAUUGCUGACCUGCAGGCGGCCUUGGAAGAGGUGGCGUCCAGCGACAGUGACACAGAAAGUGUCCAGACGGCAGUGGAUUGUGGUGGCAGUGGCAGAAAAGAGGUGGAUAAUGUCUCCACCUUCAGCUCCCAGCCAGAGAGCAGUCUGCAGUCUUGGUUGAGCUGUACUCUGUCCCUGGCCACAGACACCAUGAGGAGCCCCUCUCGACAGUCAGUCAUCAGUAGCCACACCCUCAGCCCCAGGACGAACGAGGAGGCUGGGGAUGCCGAGAGGGCCCGAGCGGCGUCAGUGCUGAGUGGAGCCCGCCGCAAGACCCCUGGAGACCAGUCUCCCCUCUCCUCCCGCCAGCAGAAGUUCCGCCAUUUGGGGGAUGGCGAAGGGUUUGGCACCCAGAGGAAGAGCAGGGAGAAAUUAGAAGCUCUGUCUUCUUCCCCGUCUUGCCAGAGCAGAGAGACAUCCCCACUGUCUGGGGCAAAGCUGCCAAGUCCUUCAGCGGCCCUCUCUGAGUUCGUGGAAGGCCUCCGGAGGAAGAGAGCUCAAAGGGGACAGGGGUCCCCUCUGGGCCUGGAGGACUGGCCCACGCUCCCCAUCUACCAGACCACUGGGGCGUCCACGCUACGGAGGGGCAGGGCCAGGAGUGACGAGGGCGACCUCUCGCUGAGGCUUGGGGCCAAGUCACCCUUGGAAAUGGAGGGCGCCACGGGUCUCCCAAGGUCCACCAGCCUGAAGUGCAUCUCCUCUGACAGCAUUCGGUCCACCACGCCACCACCAGAGAAGCUGAAGACCCGGUUCAGUUCCUGCGAGUCCCUUCUAGAGUCAGGAUCGAGCUCGGGGAGGAAGCUGAGCUCCUUGGCCACAUCCAGGGAUGUGCUCUUGUCCCCCACGCUGCGUCCUCGGAGGCCAUGUCUGGAAUCCUCCCUGGACGACGCCAGCUGCCCAGACCUGGGGAAGGAGCCGCUUGUUUUCCAGAACCGCCAGUUCACCCAUCUCAUGGCGGCACCUCCAGGCAGCGACCCGUUCAGCUGGAAGCUCCCGAGCCUCAGCUACCAACACAAGACCAAAGAGAAUUUCGAUGACUUCCUCCCAGCCAUCCGGAAGCCUGAGACUCCCAUCUCCUUGUCCAGAGCGGCCAAGGACAGACGAGACAGCUCACAGCUUGCCAGCGUCCACUUUGAGACGGAAGAGGCAGACUGCUCCCUCCUCUCGGGGAUCCACACCACUUUGCCAAAGAUCCCGGAGCCCAGGGAAGACCCCGCUCACCUCUCUGACUCAUCCUCAUCCUCCAGCUCCAUCGUGUCCUUCAAAAGUGCCGACAGCAUCAAGAGCCGGCCAAGAAUCCCAAGACUCGAGGGUGAUGGUGGGGAGCGAACAUCACCGGAGCACAGAGAGCCGGGGGCGGGGAGGAAGGAGGAUGACGUUGAGAGCAUAAUGAAGAAGUAUCUCCAGAAGUAGGAACCAGUCAAGCUCUGACCUGCGUUUGCUUCCAGCUUCCUGAGAUGCAGCAGCCUUUGAAGACUUCCCUACCGCACAGCAGUUUGGAGAGAGAGAGAGAGAAACCGGCCAGGCCUUGCCAGGUGCCCUCAGUGCAGAGCCAGCCAGCACGACCAUCCUCAAGAGGGAGACGGGCUCCCAUGGGGGCACAUCCCGUGGGGGCAUGGGGCUCCUGGUAUGCUUGGUCUGUGUGAAAUAAAGUGCUGGCUCCUCGGCCUUCAUGCCUUU
Molecule: messenger RNA, 7707 nt
Organism: Loxodonta africana (African savanna elephant)
Lineage: Eukaryota; Metazoa; Chordata; Mammalia; Proboscidea; Elephantidae
Gene: MYO18B
Product: myosin XVIIIB
Exons: 41
Coding region: 109-7440 (2443 amino acids)
Biological process (GO): actomyosin structure organization
Cellular component (GO): myosin filament; unconventional myosin complex; cytoplasm
Molecular function (GO): cytoskeletal motor activity; actin filament binding; ATP binding
Source: RefSeq, a predicted model, not a curated record